Molecule: messenger RNA, 1737 nt
Organism: Cicer arietinum (chickpea)
Lineage: Eukaryota; Viridiplantae; Streptophyta; Magnoliopsida; Fabales; Fabaceae
Product: probable inactive purple acid phosphatase 29
Cellular component (GO): cytoplasm
Molecular function (GO): hydrolase activity, acting on ester bonds
Source: RefSeq, a predicted model, not a curated record
ACCGAAAAGUUGGAUUGUCCUUUGAAGAACCGCUAAAAUAUCUCCAUUGGAGGUGGCCUAAGGGCACAGUUUAAGAAAUCAAAAAUAAUUUUUUUGGGUUAAAUGCAUUACUCCUAAGACAAUUUUUUAAUUUUGAAAGAAUUAAUUGAACACACAACCUCCAAAAUAAUUUUGAUUUUGACAUCAACAGGAAAAUGGGUAUGAGUUUCAUGGUUUUGGUUGUGACGGUGUCAUGGUUUUGGUCAAUUUCUACUACUUGUGUCUUGGCAGCAAAACAAGCUUACAUAUCACCUCAACAAGAGAAUCAGAAGCUGAGGUUUGAUCAAAAUGGAGAAUUCAAGAUAUUGCAGGUGGCAGAUAUGCACUAUGCAAAUGGAAAGAACACACUUUGUUUAGAUGUUCUUCCUUCUCAAAAUAUUUCUUGUUCUGACCUUAAUACUACUGCUUUCAUUCAAAGAAUGAUCCUUGCUGAGAAGCCUAAUCUUAUUGUCUUCACUGGAGAUAAUAUCUUCGGGUACGAUUCCUCGGAUUCGGCUAAAUCAAUGGAUGCUGCAUUUGCUCCUGCAGUUGCAUCAAACAUUCCUUGGGUGGCUGUUUUAGGAAACCAUGACCAAGAAGGGUCACUCUCUAGAGAAGGAGUGAUGAAACACAUUGUUGGUAUGAAAAACACUUUAUCUAAACUCAAUCCUCCUGAAGUACGGAUCAUUGAUGGUUUUGGGAACUAUAACUUGGAGGUUGGUGGUGUUCAAGGCACUGAAUUUGAAAACAAAUCAGUUCUGAAUCUGUACUUUCUUGAUAGUGGAGAUUAUUCUAAAGUUCCAACGAUUCCUGGUUAUGAUUGGAUCAAACCUUCACAGCAACUUUGGUUCAAACGAACGUCUGCGGAGCUUCGGAAAGUAUACAUAAAAGGACUAGUGCCUCAAAAAGAAGCUGCUCCUGGUCUUGCAUACUUUCACAUCCCCCUGCCGGAAUAUGCUAAUUUUGACUCAUCAAACUUCACAGGUGUGAAAAUUGAACAGGACGGCAAUAAUGGCAUUAGUUCCGCUUCUGUGAACUCUGGUUUCUUCACAACUUUGGUUGAAGCAGGAGAUGUGAAGGCAGUUUUCACCGGCCAUGAUCACAUCAACGACUUUUGUGGAAAGCUAAUGGAUAUACAACUUUGUUAUGCUGGAGGGUUUGGAUACCAUGCUUAUGGAAAGGCUGGAUGGUCUAGGAGAGCAAGAGUGGUGGUAGCUAGCUUGGAGAAGACAGAUAAGGGAAGUUGGGGAGGUGUCAAGUCAAUUAAAUCAUGGAAACGCCUCGAUGAUCAGCAACUUACUGGAAUCGAUGGUGAGGUCUUAUGGAGCAAGAGCUUUCGCGAAAACAAUGGCGCAAAUCAAAUUGGUGGAAAUUGAGAAUUUGAAAGUGAUGCAGACAAAUGUUGGUAUCCACAUAUUUUGGAAUUUAAUGAGUUUCUAUACAAAUUUUUAUUCACGAAAAUUGGAAACUCUGAUAUAUAGCAUGUAAUUCAAUAAUGCAAUAGAAGGCUUAUUAUUACAAAAGAAAGAAUAAACUGAAGUUCAUUAUUGUGGUGUGAUUGUAUGCCUGUGAAAUCGCAUACUCUAUGCACAGCUUACUUGCAGAAUGAUUUCAUUAAUUUGAAGUUUUUUUGAGUAAGGCCUCACAAGAGUCACAACCAAAUAGAAUUUCAACAUGGUGCUUCUUUGGUUUAGUGAUUUUGCAAAAAUCUCACCGUAA